CAUCAACCCCGAAAGCAGUUACUGGAAAAUGCGUGGCAAAGUUGUCACAAAGUCCGGGAGUUUUACGCGGAUCAAAUGUUACGGGAUAAGUAUACAGACCCGGAUCUAGACCUGCUCAAAAUUGAACGCCUUGAUAGUAGCAAAAUAUCUAUGGACGAAUGCUAUAUAAAUCUGGCUAUUGUUAGAAACUCCUUGGAAUCAAAACAGAAUGGGGAUUCCGAUACUCCCCUACCCUCUCCCUUUUCUAUUCUCCGUCGUUUGGAUGUCUGGGAGCCACCAGAGACCGACCGUGUCAGCUUGGAAACCCUUUUUGACGAGAAGAAAGACACAUCAAACAACAUUCUCCGAGAUCCACCCCGGCGAAUUGUUAUCCGUGGCCAAGCCGGUGUAGGAAAGACUACUCUCUGCAAAAAGAUGGUAUACGACUUUAUCCACAAGGACAUGUGGGCUGGGAUCAUCGAUCGAGUCAUCUGGGUCCCAUUACGCCAGAUCAAGAGUAACCUAGAAUCGGGGCAAUCUAUUGCAGAUAUCCUGAGCCGAUCCCUCCCCGAUGUUGAAAGGGCUGGCAAAGGUACUCUCGGCGAGGCUCUGGAAAUAUCGUUUACGGAAGACCCCAGUAGGACGCUUUUUAUUCUUGACGGCUUCGAUGAAGUUCAUCGAGAACUGCACACUUCCGGCAAUGAACUUCUUCUCAAACUUCUCAAUCAGCCUCGGGUCAUUAUAACCACACGCCCUCGAGGUGUCAACCGUGACGUUUUCCAGAAAAUUGACCUGGAGCUCGAAACAAUCGGCUUCUACCCUGACCAAGUGAAAGAAUACAUAGGAAAGCACGGUAGCGGGAAAGCAGAGGAAAUUUUUGAGUUUAUCGAGAGCCAUCCUGUAGUAGCUGGGUUAGCCCGUAUCCCGAUCCAGCUUGACGCCAUCUGCUACAGCAUGAUAGCUGGGAUGUUGGACGGUGACAGUCCUCCAGAGACCAUGACUGAACUAUACCACGCCAUAGAGAGGUCUCUUUGGAACAAGGAUGUGGAAUUGUUGGAGAAACGUCGCGAAGGCAGCACUGAACCGCUGUUGAAACACGAAGCACAAGCUUCUUACUCGGACGAUAUCAGAAUUCUUUGCCAAGCAGAGAUUAAUGCCCUUCAGUCACUUUCUUUCACCGGGCUCUGUAACAAUAUGGUUGAAUUCGAUUCGGCCUUUCUCACUAAAUUUCACAAUCAGCAGAGCAUCAUUGCAGGCAACCUCCCUCUAGCUAAAAUGCAACCAUGGUUCACCGACUUGGAUAAGCUCUCAUUCCUUCGCACCUCUGAUGGACCGCUAACACCGACUACACGAAGCUAUCACUUCCUGCACUUGACAUUCCAGGAGUUGUUUGCCGCGCAGUUCUUUGUACAACACUGGAUAUCGAAGAAAGAUCUAAUG
Messenger RNA from Trichoderma harzianum CBS 226.95, 1419 nucleotides. RefSeq lists its product as hypothetical. The annotation marks the transcript as partial. The transcript has a single exon. The record is from RefSeq and is a predicted model, not a curated record. Gene Ontology annotation, cellular component: cytoplasm. Lineage: Eukaryota; Fungi; Ascomycota; Sordariomycetes; Hypocreales; Hypocreaceae.